GUGUUCCCUUGGUCGCCGGAAGAUCCGCAGCUGUACCUGGUGGAGAUUUGUCUGAAAGAAGUUCUCAUCACGCGACGUGGACGAAGGGAGGAAGACAAUUUUGAUGAAAAAGCAGACGUGGACCUUGACCUUGUCGAGGUGAUAGAGGAAGGACUGGUCCUCCAGGAGGAAAAACUGAAGGUUGGGUUCCGAACGGUGGAGUGCGGGACGAAUUUAUCCCAUCCCCCCAACGUGUUAUGCGUGAACGGCCGGCCGAUCGUGAUCAAGGGCGUGAACCGCCACGAAUUUCAGUGGCAAAGGGGUCGCGUGCUCUCGGAGGCGGACAUGCUGCAGGACCUGGCGCUGCUGAAAGCGGGUAACUUCAAC
Molecule: messenger RNA, 366 nt
Organism: Amoebophrya sp. A120
Lineage: Eukaryota; Dinophyceae; Syndiniales; Amoebophryaceae
Source: the annotation of a GenBank genome assembly